GUGUUCAUCGGACACAGCGGAUCACUGAUCAACGGAAAGAGCCGAAGAUGUUGGCUUGGUCAUGUGAUCAGCUGUGUCCAAUCACAGCUGAUCACAUGGGACAUCUACACUGAUCAACAGGGCACUAAUGAUCAGUGUGUCCUGAUGAUCUGUGUAGCCCCAGCAGUGCCACCUGUCAGUGUCCAUCAGUGCCAGCUGUCAGUGCUCAUCCAUGCCACCUGCCAGUGCCCAUCAGUGCCACAUCAGUGCCACAUUUCAGUGCCUACCAGUGCACAUCGGUGCCCAUCUGAGCUGCCUUUCAGUGUCACCCAUCAAUGCCAGUCAGUGCCACCUAUUAAUGUCAGUCAGUGCCACCUAUCAGUGCCACCAAUCAGUGCCAGUCAGUGCCACUGGUCAGUGCCGCCUAUCUGUGUGCAUCAG
Messenger RNA from Staurois parvus, 420 nucleotides. NCBI's taxonomy places the organism in Eukaryota, Metazoa, Chordata, Amphibia, Anura, Ranidae. The record is from the annotation of a GenBank genome assembly.